GGUGGAGUGUAUAGACAGGUUGUGCGUGCAUUGACACGAGCUCGGCGACCCGGGGACAUGGCCUAUCGGCGUGAUUUGAUAUACACAACAACUUAUCGUUCUGGCAGAUCAAAAUCGCUAUGAUCCUAAUAUUUUGUAGCAAAAAGGACAUAUUCCUCCUGCUUUUUUGCGUCGCAAAUCCCACGGAAGCUUCGUCCUUCCGAACAAAGUCGAAAUACCUGAAUUCUCUUACAAGCAAGGCCGCCUGGAUUUUACGUCCAAUCUUGUUAACCAGAAGAAUAUUAUGCUAUGUCAGCUUAAGCGCCCUUCGAAUAACACAUGACCAAAUAACUAGGUUUGAUAUCAACGUUGACAUGUUGACAUCGAAGUUACUGAUGUGCAAAGAGGAUGCAAUGCUGCCUGGGACGGCAGUUGCCUUGUCUGACUAGUGAAAGGGUCGGAACACAAUGAAUCAAGUUCUGACAAGUUGAAUCAACGUUCUCGCUCGGCUCAGGAUCGACAACAACCUCUACUAAAACAGUAUGAGCCCGAGUCAAAAGAAGUGU
Messenger RNA from Suillus fuscotomentosus, 545 nucleotides. RefSeq lists its product as uncharacterized. The transcript is spliced from 4 exons. The coding region runs from base 120 to 428 and encodes 102 amino acids. Lineage: Eukaryota; Fungi; Basidiomycota; Agaricomycetes; Boletales; Suillaceae. The record is from RefSeq and is a predicted model, not a curated record.